AUGUCGGACUCAAACUCGCCAACGCCCGCCAAAGAUACAGGUUAUACACCAGGCGACGACUUCUCGACGCAAUGGAGGAACAUAUUCUCCAUUUUGACUGGCCGAAUGACCCCCGAAGGACAAGAGCAAUUCCGUCUUGCCAAAGACAUUCGAAAUGAGGCCGCAGAUUGCAAGCGUUGUGAAGACCAGCGUGACUAUCUUUUGCAAUUCAGUCCUACUGUCAAAUAUCUAAGCGACAACAUUCGCCAAUUAGGCGGCGAUCUCGGAAGUCAUAAUAUCCAUUGCCGGCGAUGUACACAACGGAAAGCAGGCGGUUUCGACCCCGAGUUCGGUAUUCAGAUUUGCGCAAACGAGAUGCGUGAUCAAGGUCAUCUGGAGGAUACGAUGGCACACGAGAUGCGAAAGGUCAAUGUACUGACGGUGCUUUCCAGAUCCGCGCUAGUUCUCUCAGCGGCGAGUGUCGAUGGGCUCGAGAAUUCUUCCGACGAGGUCAAUGGAAACUCACGCAACAACACCAGGAAUGCGUUCGAAGAAGGGCAAUUCUCUCCGUACGCGCAAGACCGUUCUGCAAAGAUGAAGCACAUGCUGAAAAGGUCGUGA
Talaromyces amestolkiae is the source of this 600-nucleotide messenger RNA. RefSeq lists its product as uncharacterized. The transcript has 3 exons. The coding region runs from base 1 to 600 and encodes 199 amino acids. Gene Ontology annotation, cellular component: extrinsic component of mitochondrial inner membrane. Lineage: Eukaryota; Fungi; Ascomycota; Eurotiomycetes; Eurotiales; Trichocomaceae. Gene Ontology annotation, biological process: mitochondrial protein processing; mitochondrial proton-transporting ATP synthase complex assembly. Gene Ontology annotation, molecular function: metalloendopeptidase activity. The record is from RefSeq and is a predicted model, not a curated record.